AUUUUCCAGCCAACGGUGCCUCACAGGUGUGCAAAGAGCCCGCAGUGCGAGUGCAAGCCUUGGUCUUAACCUCUAUAAAAAGCCUGGAUAUCGAAUUGGAUUAAAAGCAGCCCACACACUCAUCAAGAAAAUACCCAAAAAACGGAUUAACGCGUGUGUUCCAGACAAGUGGAUCGUGCCAAGUGAUAUAUAGUGACUAUAAAUAAACAAUCUGUGUGUGAAAAUGCGGAAGACCGUGUGUUUGCUGCUUGCCCUGAUGGCCACCUGCAGCGCAGGACCCCUGACCACCCAUCAGAAAAUAAAAGCACCUGUGAUCCGUGAGGAACCUAUGCCAGCUGAGGUGGAAAUGCCUGAACAGACCGAAACGGAGGAUGAGUCAGCUCCGGCGGAAGCUGCUCCCCUGGGAACCCUUACCCUGCCCAGCAAUGCCACCUCCAUCCGGUCGGACAUCACGGAUAACUUCUCGUGUGCCAACAAGACCUAUGGUUACUACGCGGAUGUGGAGAACGAUUGCCAGAUCUUCCAUGUCUGCUUGCCAGUUACCUACGCCGAUGGCAGGGAAAACACCUUCCGCUGGAGCUUCAUCUGCCCCGAGGAGACCAUCUUCAGUCAGGAAUCUUUCACCUGCAUGCGUCGCGAGGACAUGACCAUCGAGUGCCAGGAUAGCUCCAGAUACUACGAACUGAAUGGCAACUUUGGUGGUCCCGCUGAACAGGAAAGUAAACCCACUCCUGAGGAGAGUGAGCAGCCGGAGAAGGAGGAGGAGCAAGAGGAGGAGGAAUCUAAGCCAGUUGAGGCAGAGCCAGAGAUUGCCCCAGAACCUGAGGAGGAGCCACCCAAGCCAGUGAAGCCAGUCAAGGUGCAGAAACCCAAACCCAACCGAAGGAAGCCCCAACCUCAAAGGAAGGUUCCAGUUCCAGUGACAGCUGCUCCAGAGGUGGAAGCUAUUCCCGAACCAGUGGCCCACGUUGAGGUGGAAUCUAAGCCCAUUAAGCCACAGAGAUUCUCCGUCAGACCCAACAAGGAGAGACCCCAGGGAUUAAGACCCGCGAUUGUUGCACCUACCCGUAAUGAACUCUUCAAUGGAAUCCGCAAACGUCCAGCGAUCUUCAACAAGCCCACUACAGUGAAGCCCGUGGAGGAAAUGGUUGAAAGUGAACCAGCUGUUACUGAGGCGGUGGUCCAACUCAGUGAGCCCCAGCCCACGCUGAAACUGCAGACCUUAUUUGCCGAGCCAGAGGUGAUUCCCGUGGAAAUCCAGGAACCCGAGGUUCAGGCAUCCGAGCCAGCUGUGACUUUUGUUCAACCAGAGCCGGUUGUUGAGGAGGCAGAGCCCACCAAGGUAGAUAUUGAUACCAGAAUCGAGGAUGUUAAGCCCAUCGAAGCCAUCGAAGAGAUUCCCGCUGUCAUAGUCGAAAGUUUGGAUCAAUCAAUGCCUAUGGAAAGUGAGAAGAAGCCAGAGGAGCUUGAGGAAACUAAGGCCACUGAAGAAAUCAAAGUAGAAGAGCAGGCCAAGCCAUCAGAAGAGAUUAAGCCAGAGGAAGCAAUGAAACCAGAGGAGGAAGAGGUACAACCCCAGGUGGAAGUUCAAGCCGAAGAAGAGCCAGAAGUUCCAGCUAAGGUGGAAGAGAUCCAUGAAGUUAUGCCCGAGGUCAUUAAAUCGGAGCCAGCAAUCGUGGAAGGCAGCAACUCCCAUGAGGAGCCUCUGAGUCUUGAAACCCUGGAAGCAGCCAAGCCAGCAGAUGCACCCGAGAGUAUGCCAGCUACUCCCGAAAUGGAGCAACACAGUCCUUUAGUUGAGGAAAUUCUGGACAACACCCACGACGGCGAGGCCCAAGAGUCGCUGGGAGGCUUCAAGCCAGUAGAUCCCGUGAUGGCCGCCGAGGCAGAGCAACUGAUCACCGACUUCCUGAAUACCUUGAAGAAAAACGAAGAGAAACCAGAGACUGAUAUGGCAGAGAGCAUGUUACCAGUGGAGAAUGCCGAUGUGUCCAUUGAGGAGGCCAAGCUGCCGGAACCUGAAAUCGUGGACAAGAAUGCCUCAGUCGAGGAACAAUUGUUAGAGGAAAUGGAAGAUAAGAAGUCCCCGAAGCCCCAAAUGAUGGAGGACUCUCCUAUUAUCAACAUUAUGCAGGUGCAACAUAUGCCCAUGGACUACCAGAUCCCAGUCAAAGUAAUUCCCGUUCAUAUCCAGCCGGCUUUUGAAAUCCCUGAGGAAGUAGAGGACGCUAAGGAAAGCGCUCCAGAGGAAGUUAAGGAAACGGCACCAGAGGAGACCAAGGAAAGUGCUCCCGAGGAAGUGAAGGAAGUUAUUCCCGAAGAAGUUAAGGAAGCAAUUCCGGAAGAAGUAAAGGAUGAUAUUCCUGAAGAAAUUAAGGAAGCUGCUCCUGAGGAAAUUCCUAGCGAGAAAGUCGAAGAAGCUGCCGCCCAAGAAACUUCUCCUGAAGAAAUCAAGGAAAUCCAUCCCGAGGAAAUCAAGGAGUCUGCUCCUGAGCAAAUGCAAGAGACUGUUCCUGAGAUAGUUCCGCAAUCUGAGUCUGAACUGGUGGCCAAACCCGAGGAAACUCCCCUACAAGACGAUGCCCAGGAAAGUCUAGUCACCGCCGCCUACAUGCCCUCGAUCAGCAUCGAUGACAUCGUGGAGCUGGUCAAAGAGCGCCUGGACCAGACGCCUAAAAAGGAACAGAUGGCUCCUAUGGAGCUGAUACUCACGCCAGGUGGGGCUGCACCCAUGACCCUGGUUCAGAACAACCCUGAGAAAACGGAUCAGGAGCCUCAGCCAGCGGAAGUGGCGGAAUCCACUGCCGAGCAGGAGGAGGAACUCAUCCUGCCCAUCUACAAGCGCAUCUCAGAAGCCGAACCCGCCAUGUCCAAGGUGCAAACGGUGCCGGUAACGGUGAGCAAGGUGGAAACGGAAACCCUGCCGGAAACUGAGUCCCAGCCGGAAGUAAGGGAACCAAAGAUGGAUGCCCGCAAGCGCCGCUUCCUGUUCCGCGCCGAUGCCAGCUAGAGGGGAUGAGAGACAGUGAGAGAGAGAGAUAGAGAAGGACCGAUAGCAAUCCUGGAGAGGAUUAUCCUUCCACUUAGCCCGAACCGGAACCCCGUUCACCUCCUAGUUCCCAAUACGCUAUCCCACUCAUUUGCACCUAGGCAAGUUUUAUUUAAUAAUUUUUUGAUUUCCUAGUUUUAUGGCCAUUUCUUAAAGGAAAAACGUGCACGAGAGUUGAAAUUUAAGAUUAGAAUUGUUGUUCCGACGAGUUAAACAAACAAAUUACAAAACAAAAAAUUUCCAAAAAAAUCUUAAAAUAAAAAUCUUAAAAAAAUUAAA
This is a messenger RNA of Drosophila eugracilis, 3328 nucleotides long. RefSeq names its product titin homolog. Gene Ontology annotation, molecular function: chitin binding. The transcript has 3 exons. NCBI's taxonomy places the organism in Eukaryota, Metazoa, Arthropoda, Insecta, Diptera, Drosophilidae. Gene Ontology annotation, cellular component: extracellular region. Bases 224 to 3010 code for a protein of 928 amino acids. The record is from RefSeq and is a predicted model, not a curated record.